Messenger RNA from Prunus armeniaca (apricot), 2451 nucleotides. The record is from the annotation of a GenBank genome assembly. Lineage: Eukaryota; Viridiplantae; Streptophyta; Magnoliopsida; Rosales; Rosaceae.
AUGUCUUCCCCGAAAUCCCGUGCUCAGUCUUCCUCUGUUCCAGUUCUUCCAGACUAUGUUACUGGGGCUGGAAUCGAUAGUCAUGCGAUAGAGGUUAGGAGCAAGCUCCAUCCUUUUGCCCAGAAAAACCUGGAUGAAAAUGUCCUCCAUUUAUUUGAAAACACCUUGGUGCUGGGGCCUCACUGGUUUGGCCCCGUUCCUCCCGAGAUGGCGGAGUUGAUGAAGAAGGAUGCUGAGGCCCCGCUAUGUUUCGAGAGCUCUUCUGCCCUGGCUUCUCAUUCUUGGGUCAGCAAGAAUUUGAGUCGUUCGUUCCCAUCCAGUGAGGUGAGAAAUAGUCCAAUCAAGUGGGCUGAUUGGAUUGACAGACUUCUUCCUCGAUUUGGGGCUCACUGGAAGCGGGCUGGAAUCCAUGACGCCAUUCUCCUAUCCAGGCAAUCUAUCAACAGGGAUGAGAAUCUGCUUGCUGCUGCUUUGUGCUUCUGGAACUCUGCCAGUAACACUUUUGAUUUCCGUAUAGGCCCCAUGGCUCCCACUCUGCUGGAUAUGGCCCAGAUUUUUGGUUUUAGGCCUCACGGAAGACCUGUUGAUGCCAUUGGUGAUUAUCACAGGAAGAAGGACCAGCAGAAGCUAGCCAAGCCAUUCACUAUUUCCCCAGCCUUGAUCAACCAGAAUUGCUCCUUCUCCAACUAUCUUAGAAAAUUUAGUGCUGAGAAGGACAAAGAUCAGCAGCAUAUGUUGUUUCUCCUGUAUUGGCUGAACAGGUUUAUUCUGCCCAAUCGUUCUUCUGCAGUUCUGCUUGAGUACAGACAUCUGGCAGAAGCUCUGCAUAAUCACACUGAUGUUGGCCUUGGACCUACAGUUCUGGCCCAUCUGUUCAAGAACCUGCAUACCGCUACUCUGGAGUAUCCGCUGAAUCUGUCUGCUCCUGGUGCCUUCUGGAUGAUUCAGAUCUGGCUGCAGGUCUAUUUUCCUGAGUUAAGGUAUCCAGACAUAGUUCUGCCUGAGAACCAAGUUCUGGCUCAACCGUUGCUGUCAGCAGAAGUCCCCAAGCGGUCAAUUGGUGAAUACCUGAUGAUGUUCAGGCAUUGUACCAAGAGGUCUGCAGCGCAGUGGCAGAUGGUGAUUAGGAGGACCUAUCCUUGGUUUCAGCCUGGACAUCGUCUGUUUGAGAAAGAGCCAGAAGAAGAAUCCGCCAGAACUGAUUUUAGGAAGAAGUUCCUGAGUGUGACCUUACCCAGGGAUCUGCCUCAUGGAGGGGGAAAGCCUCCAAAUUAUCAUUUGGGGGCGGAAGUCUACCAUCCCAACUUCUGUGCAAGGCAGCUUGGCUGUCCUCAGCUCAUACCCCUCAAGUCAUACAGAAGCUGCAAUCGGGGUUCUUCUUGGAGGGAUGCAGAUGACUUGGAGGUCCAUAAAGACGCCAGGUGUGCCGUGAACAAGAUUAACAACAGUGCAGAUGCCCUUUAUCCUUCCUGGGAAUUGAACUCCUGCAGUUCUGUGGAGUUUGAUGCUUGGUGGAAAGCCAGAUUCCGUGAUCUGCCUGCUUCUAGCACCGCACUUCAAGUCCUUUUUAAAGGCUGGGACAAUUGGAAUGUCCAUUCAGACGACGAGACUCACAGAUUCAUGGUGCAGACCAUCAAAGACAUCAACAUGCAAAUUAUAGAAGAUCCUUCUCUGACAAAGAAUAUAGGCAGUCAACCAGCCCAAAGCGGAGAGGUGUUUGUCAAUUCUGUCAUUGCUGCUGGAGAUCUGGAGUUGCCCUCCGGGGAUGGAGAGGAGGAAGAAGAAGAAGAGAAGAGGGAGAUCAGGCAGAACAGACUCCUGUUGAGGCCACUUCUCCCGUCAGAAGAAAAGAAAAGAAACUGCCCAGUCUGCGGCUCCAGACUUAGAAAGAAGAUUGCAGAAGAAUACGUGGCCCCGGAGGGAACUGGGGCAGUUCCUACCACCACUUCCGGCACGGAUGAUGAUCUGAGAGAGGCUUUCGAAGCUGUGGAGCAAGAAAGGGAGCUGGAAGAGCUGGAAAAGGUAGGAGAGGAGCCCCAGGAGAAGGCCAAGUCAGUGGAGGAGGAGGAGGAAAUUCCUGCUGAGGUGAUAGCGGAGAGCAUUGCCUUGGCUCGGAAGCAGCAGGAAGAUAUAGGGGCAGGGCUGACCAACUCAGAGGUGGCCCUUUUUGAUGAUCCAGAGGCAGAACAUUCCACUGCCGCUCCAGCAGCUGAGGACCAAGUGGAACAAUCCGGAUCGGAGCCUGGGGAUCAGGCAGAACAAGUGGUUCCUACUCCUGAAAUUGUAGCAGGAGUGGCUGCUGCCGUUCCUGGGUUUGUGGUGGAAGCACAAAGAACUGCUGGGACUUUGGCGGUGAGGACCACCCCCUUGCAGCCUCCGAUUGUUGCAGUUCAUCUGCCACGGCUUCUUUUGCUGACCCGGAGCUGGCAGAAUUUGAAGCCAUGGACCUAG